UUAGUCUCUCCAUUUAUGAAAUAAGAAGCCCAAGAGGGCAACCUGUCCAGGGCACAAAGCCAGGAGGAGGCAGGGCCAGGAGAGGAUGCGGGCAGGCUGGCUCCAGAGCCCAGGCUCUCAGUGCGUGAUAUCCUCUGUCAGGCAGUUGUGUUGUUGCACUGAAGGGUUCACAUGCAUGCAUUCACACAGCCCAGAGGACGUGUUUGGAGUGCACACACGGAACCAGGCGCUGCAAAAGGUGCUGGUUGAACCUGCCUCUCCCGCCUUCUCCCCCCAGCACGAUGGCUUCGGCACUGAGCUAUGUCUCCAAGUUCAAGUCCUUCGUGAUCUUGUUCGUCACCCCGAUACUGCUGCUGCCACUCAUCAUUCUGGUGCCCACCAAGGUUGCCAGGUGUGCCUACGCCAUCAUCAUCAUGGCCAUUUACUGGUGCACAGAAGUCAUCCCUCUGGCUGUCACUGCCCUCUUGCCUGCCUUGCUUUUCCCACUCCUCAAGGUUCUGGACUCCAAGCAGGUGUGUAUCCAGUACAUGAAGGACACUAACAUGCUGUUCCUGGGAGGCCUCAUCGUGGCUGUGGCCGUGGAGCGCUGGAACCUGCAUAAGAGGAUCGCCCUGCGGACACUCCUCUGGGUGGGGACCAAGCCUGCACGGCUGAUGCUGGGCUUCAUGGGCGCCACCGCCUUCCUCUCCAUGUGGAUCAGCAACACAGCCACCACAGCCAUGAUGGUGCCCAUUGUGGAGGCCGUGCUGCAGCAGAUGCAUGCCAAGCGCAAAGCCAGCAAAGGCAGCAUGAGGUCCCUGGAGCCUGCAGAAAUGGGCAAGUCCGGUGAGCUGCCAGGGAGCCAAGUGAUUUUUGAAGACCCUGAUACCCAGCUGCCGGAGAGUAGGGACAGGAAGAACAUGUGCAAGGCCCUGACCCUGUGCAUAUGCUACGCGGCCAGCAUCGGAGGCACUGCCACUCUGACCGGGACAGGACCCAACGUGGUACUCCAGGGCCAGAUGCAGACACUGUUUCCUGAUAGCAAAGACAUCGUGAACUUCGCUUCCUGGUUUGAAUUUGCCUUCCCCAACAUGCUGAUCAUGCUGCUGCUCGCCUGGUUGUGGCUCAAGUAUUUAUUUUUGGGAUUCACUUCUCAGAAGGGCUUCAGUCUGGAGAGAAAGAUUAGUGAGAAGGCCACGUACGAGAUGCUGAAGGAGGAGUACAGGAAUCUGGGACCCUUCUCCUUCGCCGAGGCCAACGUCCUGCUCUGCUUCUUCCUGCUGGUCUUCCUGUGGUUCUCCCGGGACCCCGGCUUCGUGCCCGGCUGGGUGUCGAUCACCUGGGUGGAGGGGAAGACAAAGUAUAUCACCGACGCCACCGUGGCCAUCUUCAUGGCCAUAUUGCUAUUCAUUGUGCCUUCGCAGAAGCCCAAGUUCAACUUCCGGAGACAGACAGAAGAAGAAUGGAAGACUCCGUUUUAUCCACCUGCACUGCUGGAUUGGAAGGUGACCCAGGAGAAAGUUCCCUGGGGCAUUCUGCUGCUUCUGGGGGGCGGAUUUGCUCUGGCUAAAGCAUGCGAGGCCUCGGGGCUGUCUGAAUGGAUGGGGAAGCAAAUGGAGCCCUUGCACGUUCUGCCCCCAGCAGCCAUCUCCUUUAUCUUGACUGUGCUCAUUGCUGUAUUCACUGAGUGUACAAGCAACGUGGCCACCGCCAGCCUCUUCCUGCCCAUCUUUGCCUCUAUGUCACGUACCAUUGGCCUCAACCCGCUGUACGUCAUGCUCCCCUGCACCCUGAGUGCGUCCUUUGCCUUCAUGUUGCCUGUGGCCACCCCACCUAACGCCAUCGUGUUUGCCUACGGACACCUCAAGGUUUCUGACAUGGUGAAAGCAGGAUCAAUGAUGAACAUAAUUGGAAUCAUCUGUGUGUUUCUGGCGAUCAACACCUGGGGACGGGUCAUAUUUGACCUGGAGCAUUUCCCUGACUGGGCUAUAAUCUAGUGACACUUAGGAAGAGCCAUAGCCCCGCCUUCCUGAGGACUCCUGAAGCUUCUGGAACACCGUACAGCAGAGCUUUGGGGUUGACACCCCAAAGUGACCUGAUGAUGCCCUCACCCCACAGAGACCCAGGCUCGGCUUCUAGCUGGGAACCAGUGGCUGGAGGGUAGGUUUGGAAAUAAAGGGAACCUCCCAAGA
Eptesicus fuscus (big brown bat) is the source of this 2171-nucleotide messenger RNA. RefSeq names its product Na(+)/citrate cotransporter. Gene Ontology annotation, cellular component: membrane. The record is from RefSeq and is a predicted model, not a curated record. Gene Ontology annotation, molecular function: succinate transmembrane transporter activity; citrate transmembrane transporter activity; sodium:dicarboxylate symporter activity. The transcript has 13 exons. Bases 282 to 1976 code for a protein of 564 amino acids. NCBI's taxonomy places the organism in Eukaryota, Metazoa, Chordata, Mammalia, Chiroptera, Vespertilionidae. Gene Ontology annotation, biological process: citrate transport; monoatomic anion transmembrane transport.